Molecule: messenger RNA, 852 nt
Organism: Lactuca virosa
Lineage: Eukaryota; Viridiplantae; Streptophyta; Magnoliopsida; Asterales; Asteraceae
Source: the annotation of a GenBank genome assembly
AUGGAGGAUCACAAGAGUACCGAAGUUGAUAAAAUAGACCAUGAAGUCAUAUUACCAGGUUUCAGAUUUCAUCCAACAGACGAAGAACUUAUUGGAUUUUAUUUAAAGAGGAAGAUUCAGCAUCUCAUUCUUCCAAUUGAGCUUAUUAAACAAGUCGAUAUAUAUAAGUACGAUCCGUGGGAUCUUCCAAAUUUGGCCCCAUCCGGUGAAAAAGAGUGGUAUUUUUACUGUCCAAGGGAUCGAAAAUACAAGAACAGUUCACGACCAAAUCGUGUUACAGGAGCCGGUUUUUGGAAAGCUACAGGCACAGACCGACCAAUUUACUCGUCCACUGGUGCCAAGUGCAUAGGUUUAAAGAAGUCGUUGGUGUUCUAUCGGGGUCGAGCUGCAAAAGGUAUCAAAACAGAUUGGAUGAUGCAUGAGUAUCGACUUCCUUCAGUCGUUGAAUCUGAACCAAAUAAAAAGAUUCACGAUAAAAACCUUCCUCCCAAUGAUUCAUGGGCGAUAUGUAAGAUAUUCAAGAAGAUGAAUUCAAUGGCACAACGAGUGAUUUCACAUUCUUGCGCAUCUUCAUUAAACGAAGAUAGAACAUCUGCUUUUUUCUCACGUUCGCACCAGUUCAGUCCCGAUAACAUUUCUUGUAUGACUGACACUGACCAUCUUAAACCAGCAUCCAGUGAUGAUUUUUCUGUUCUUGAAACACUAUUAUACCGACCUACGAACCCAACCACUUGUAAACAGUCUACUAAUUUUCCACUUCCAUAUGUGGAUUUCACUAGCGGGUUCAUGUUUUCAUCAACAGAUGCACCAAAACCACGAGUCUUGGAUAUGAAUGCUGCAAGCAAAAACUAG